AAAAAUAUUAAAUGUAACACAUUUCGUCCUACAAUCUGAAAUAAUAUAACAAGUGAACUCUAACCUCAAUGCGUUCAGCGUUAUAAAUCCAUAGAUUACUUAGACCGAUAGUGCAGAUCUAGCGCCCAUGCACUAAGCUUGAUAUGCAUUCCCGGCGGUCGUGUCCCCCGUGGACCUGUUCAUACAUAAAGUAUCCACCAUUUAGCCUGCGAAGGCAACAUGUUUCUCUAACUAGCUUUAAUGGCGAGAAGGCGAAGAAAACGGGGAAAUAUACGUAUUUUAUUAAACAUAAUUUUUCUAUUUUCGGACAAUUUAGGAUUUUGCACAUCACGUUCUGCCAAGGAUGUGACAAGUGUCAGGGAGGAUAAUGUGCAUUUGACUGCAGAGAGAGGAGAUGAUGCUCCCUGCCAGAUUAACUUCUCAAAUCAUUCUGAACACCUGGAGGCUGCGUCACCAUGGGACCUGCUACUCCAACCUCCCUAGCCUCUCCAGCAAUUACCUGAACAAUCAGAGAAAAACCACAGCCUCUACCCACCACCCAGAAAAUAGCCUGCAAUCAUGGUUGUUAAAUCCACCAACCAGACUUGAUGCCACCAGGAAAAGACUGUUUAGCCUGUCAGCGGCUGGGAUUGUCAACUCUGCCCCAACGCCCAUGCAACCCUACCUCAGAUUAAUGAGACUUGACAAACCAAUCGGAACAUGGUUGUUGUACCUGCCUUGCACUUGGAGCAUUGGCCUGGCUGCAGACCCAGGCUGCCUCCCACAUCUGGGCAUGCUCACAUUAUUCGGCACGGGGGCCCUGCUGAUGAGAGGGGCUGGCUGCACCAUCAAUGACAUGUGGGACAAGGACUUUGACAAGAAGGUUGCCAGGACAGCUACUCGGCCAAUUGCUGCAGGGGAGAUCACUCAGAUGCAGGCCCUAGUCUUCUUGGGGGGUCAGCUUUCUCUUGCAUUGGGGGUCCUGCUUUGUCUCAAUUAUUACAGUAUAGCUCUUGGAGCUGCUUCCCUAUCUUUGGUAGUCACAUAUCCACUAAUGAAGAGGAUCACCUACUGGCCACAGCUUGUAUUGGGACUGACCUUCAAUUGGGGAGCACUGCUUGGUUGGUCAGCGGUCAUAGGCUCCUGUGAGUGGUCGGUGUGCCUACCUCUGUAUUUCUCAGGAGUGAUGUGGACAUUAAUUUAUGACACCAUCUAUGCCCAUCAGGACAAAGAUGACGACAUCAGGGUAGGAGUCAAGUCUACAGCAUUGAGGUUCCAGGAGCAGACCAAGCCUUGGCUCAGUGGGUUCAUGGUGGCCAUGAUGUCAGGGCUGAUUGUGGCUGGGGUCAACGCAGAACAGACUCUGCCUUACUAUGCAACACUGUCAACUGUGGCUAUUCACCUCACACAUCAGAUCUACACAUUGGACAUCAACAAACCAGAGGACUGCUGGAAAAAAUUUGUUUCAAACAGAAACCUUGGACUACUCCUGUUCUUAGGAAUAGUCUGUGGAAACUUGUGGAAAGAACGAAGAGACACUUCAUUGCAAAAUGAUUAACUAGCGGUACAAUGAACUUCUCAGAACACAAGAUUUACAUUCUAGUGUGCAGAGGACAUUCUAGUUAUAUAGUAGUACACAACCCAUUAUUUUGUAAGUCUUGACCGUAUUGGGUGUUUUCUCCUAAUAAAGCUCAUGUUAAGCUCUG
Molecule: messenger RNA, 1685 nt
Organism: Oncorhynchus tshawytscha (Chinook salmon)
Lineage: Eukaryota; Metazoa; Chordata; Actinopteri; Salmoniformes; Salmonidae
Gene: coq2
Product: coenzyme Q2 4-hydroxybenzoate polyprenyltransferase
Exons: 8
Coding region: 395-1537 (380 amino acids)
Biological process (GO): ubiquinone biosynthetic process
Cellular component (GO): mitochondrial inner membrane
Source: RefSeq, a predicted model, not a curated record